AUGGGCGACAUUCAAACUCGACCAUUUUCCAAGAAUUACAGCGGAUUGAUAAAUCAGACUGUAAUAGCCGUAGGGAUCACUGUGCUAUGCGUCGGGGGCCAGGAAUACAUGAAAAGGAAGCGCAGAGAGAAGAAACAAUAUGAGGAAGGGCUUGGAAGCAGGGAAAGUUGGCAAUUUGGAUACCUGUAUCAAGGCAGGUCCUGGGCUUGGAAGCCGUCCCCUCCGUCGCCAAGAGGAUGGAUAUUGUCGUGGGUUCCGCAAGCAGUGUGGUUUCCCGAAGCGAGAAUGAAUGAAAUUCGGGGUAUUGAUGCAACGCUGUAUAUUCGGUUUCUUCGCGGCUGCUUUUGGUUCGUUUUGCUGCACACACUCACCACGUUUCCCGUGCUGUUCCCUAUUCACGUCGAAUUCUCUGAACCUUCAAUUGAUCCUAAAUCCAUGACUCGCGCCUCCAUUUCUUCCUUGGUCGGUACGGGGGAAGGGUUAUCCUUGUUAUGGAUUCAUAUAUGCCUCCUGUUUUGGAUAACCCUCACAUGGAUCGGUACACUGUUUUGGAUAGCCCAUGGCACAUUCAUGUUACGUGCGGAAAAUAUCAAGCAAGCUGCGAAACGCAUUUCCUCGGGACCAGUUGAAGGCGCUCGUCCAGAAUACCAUCCUCAUCCCCACCCACAGUUCAAUUUUGCGUCUGUCCCAUCCUUGGACGUCAUACAUCCAAUGAACGGCCUUCGCCUUCGCACUGUCAUGGUAUCUAAUGUUCCCCCGCAAUUGAGAGAUGAAAAGGUGCUCAAAGAAUAUUUCGAGUACUACAUGUCACGAAAACUAGAGCGUCCGGCAUUGGGUUUGACCGCGACAACGCAACCAGGCUUCUUCAACAAGUCAUUCGCCUUUCUCUUCAAUCGCGCCAAACGUCUUCCAGUUAUACCCCACGAAUCGAACGAUGGAAAGGAUCCCUCUUCUGUUCCCGAUCCGGAGAAUGUGCCUGUGAUAGAUCGCGCUGUAGUUGCAAGAAAGAUGACUGAGCUGGCUUCGCUUCUGGAACGCCGCGAGGACAUUCUUCGGCUCUUGGAGACAGCGCACAUCAAGCUGGCGAGAACUGCCCUCGAGGCUACCAAAAAAGCCAUGCAACAUAAAGAGGCGAACAAACCUUUUUCUCGGAGCAACUCCAGGGCCAAACUGGUUGCGAAACAGAGGAAAAUAAUUGUCGAUGCUGAACAAGGUGAUGCUGAAUUGGAAGGUACCCUCAGCGAAGAGGAGCGAACGGAGCAGCUCAUCAAGGUUUUGGGUCCAUUCGUCGACGAAUUCGAGCUAAGGCAACAUGGUGCCAAGCUCAAGAAAACCUCCCACAGUUCAAAUCACGCUUUUCAACAGUUGCGAACAGAAGGAUCUACUGAUUCCGAUGAAGGUUCCACGGAAAGUCCCACCGGCUACCCUCCCGCCUCUGUGAAUGAACGGCGACGCCAGCACAGGACUACCAUCUGGGAGGCACUCCUCGGCCUACCACGGAGCAGUCUUGAUGCAUAUCAACCCUUGGUCAACCUAUCACAUCUCUUCCGUGGAAAGACGGUACCAUCCAUCGACUACUACACAGCUAAGCUCAAUCUGCUAACGUCCCUUAUAACGGAAAAUCGGGCUAAGCCUGUGACGAAAUUCGACCCUGUCUCGACAGCAUUCGUUACUUUCGCCGAUCCAGACGAUGCGAGAAAAGCGUGCAAGUAUCUGGCAGUCCACCCCCAGAACCCGCUUACGUGUCUGGUCACGAUGGCUCCAGAGUACCAGGAUUUGGACUGGAUCAGGGUUAUGAAAUCGUCUUUUGACGCAGAGUUCGUCAAAGACUGGGUCGUAAGCGUGGGUGUAUGGGCAUUCACCAUUUUUUGGUUGUUUCCGGUGUCGCUACUUGUUGGUUUAGUAUCUAUUCAAAACAUCAGUGUAUUCUGGCCUAGUCUGAAAGCAUACCUUGACAGGCACGCCUGGGAAGAAGAAGUGAUUCAAUCAUUUCUUCCUACACUUCUCGUGGCUCUGCUGGCUCUACUUAUCCCGCUCAUUUUGUUACUCAUCGCAAAAAAGGCACACACGAUUACGACCCUUUCAGCUCUUCACGACCGAAUCAUGACUAGAUAUUACAAGUUUCUUAUUGUCAACGUUCUUGUGUUUUUCUGUGUAGGCACAGCUGCUUUGCAAUCUAUCCUCGACUCUUUCCGAGCGUCGGCGAACACUCCCGACAUUCUCCAGAUUGUGGCGGAUAGUUUUCCGUCAGCAGGACCGUUCUACGUUGGUUGGCUCAUUUUCACGGCCGCUAUGCAUGGUGGUUUUGAAAUAAUAUUGCUCGGUCUACCCCUUAUUAUGUACCCUACAACUAAGAGACAACUUACUCCACGUAAACGAGCCGUUGGGAUACGUCCUCGAACUUUCAACUUUUACUAUUGGCUCCCUACACAUUUAUUGGUGAUCCAUGUUUUGAUGGUAUUCGCCGUGCUCAAUCCUGUUGUAUUACCUUUCGGAACAUUUUAUUUUUUCGUUGAAACUGGGGUAAUAAAAAACCAACUAAUUCACGUCUACGCUAAAAAUUACGAGGGCGAGGGAAAACUCAUCUUGAUACGAAUACUGCGAUAUUCAUUGGAUGGCCUUAUCUUAUCUCAGGCUGUUUUUCUUGCUUACAUGGUUGUCUUAAAGAAGGAGGUCAAUGUUGCCCUCUCUGCUGUGCUCAUUGUGUUUACGGCUAUCGUGAAGCUUAUCAUGACACGAAUGUGCCGAGCACAAUUUGAACGCGACGAUAUGCAGGAAGCCCAUAUCAUCUGCGGACGACCGGAUGCUGAUGGCAUUGAGAGAGGAGAGACCGAAAACACAGAACAGGAUAUGAGUGGUCUUCUCAAUACUGAUUCACAGCGAAGGAAAUCCACUUGGCGACUACCAGCUUGGGUAACGCUCUCUUAUGCUACAAUCCGGCAUCAUCCGAAUAAUCCUUUGGCACGAGGACCCAACCCUUUCCGUAUCGAGCCCCAUUCAUUUUCACGUCUUGGCCCUAGCACAUCACAGGCAGAAGAAAACGAACCGCCCUCUCGACUCGCCACUGGGAGCGAACUUGAACCUCCACUUCUUGCCCCGUUGUCACCAAUUUCCGCACCUUUAGAACCUACGUUACGAACUGAAGACGACUGCCCAGUUGUUCCUCACCCCCCGCCCGUAAGCUGGGAUGACUUAACAACCGCUGACUUGCCUUACGACAACCCAUACUAUACUCGAGCCAUUAGCAAUGUUCUAUGGCUCCCACGAAACCCAUGUGGUCUACUUGACCUCGAUGAUACCAUUGAUCUCAAGGUCUCUAUUACAGUUGAGGCUUCCGCCGGCAAGCUAGGGACUUGGAUUGGGAUACCCGAAACAGAUUCCCCAUUGCAGAUGUCCACACUAUCAUUACAUCCAUCGCAUGUUUCGUCACCACCCUCCGAACGCCGUGCUUCCAGCUUUGCGGUGGAUGGUACGGAGGAGAUUGAUCUUCCUCCCGCGAUCAUAAAGCGCAUAGAAGCGAAAGAAGACGAUAUUGAGCAAGCGGCCGCACCUCGAAGGCCUUCUACAUUCCGAGGGCGGCGGCCGAGUACCAGUCAGAGGCAACCGAGCUUGUCCAGUUUACGACCACCGAUUAAACCAUUUAGAACAUAUUCCGAAGGCACCGAGCCGAUGAAGAAGAGGUCCAACUCGUUGCUGUCGUUCUUCGAGCCCCCUCGACUUGGAUCCCCUCGGCUGGGGUCCUCUGACCAUGCUGCGUCGCCGGUCAGUCAUUCCUCACCCCGUCAGCCAAGUCUGGGACCCAAUGUUGCUCAGGGAGACUUUGUGAUGGCUAAUGCCUCACGGAUAUCUAUGGGUGCUCCCCCUCAGCUGAGGCGCGCGGAGAACAUAUCGGCACAUCAUGCAAUUCUUCGGGAGGUAAUGGCGGAAGAAGAGUCUGCUUUGGUGAACAGACUAGAAGAGGAAGAUGCAGAUGCGGAGAAAGCCACCUCUACAAAAUCACGUUUUACCUCGUGGAUGUUCAAGAAGGCCCCAGAACCGGAGUAA
Molecule: messenger RNA, 4044 nt
Organism: Desarmillaria tabescens
Lineage: Eukaryota; Fungi; Basidiomycota; Agaricomycetes; Agaricales; Physalacriaceae
Exons: 18
Coding region: 1-4044 (1347 amino acids)
Cellular component (GO): plasma membrane
Molecular function (GO): calcium-activated cation channel activity
Source: RefSeq, a predicted model, not a curated record